AUGGCCUUUGGCAAUGGUAAAAACGUUUCCACUUGGAUCCGGAUAUGUCAACUCAGUCUGUUGACCGCAGUGACCAGUCGGAAACCUUCCGAGCGAUGUACGGCCAACUGCAUCCCAUUCGCACAGUGGGGACAUUUGCGUGAACGACAUGGCAGGAGUCACCGUGUUCCUGGGCAUAUGACUAUGAUCGCUCAAGCCAUAUCGCGCUUGCUCUGGCCAUCAUGUUACGUUUCUGCGCUGCCGGGCACUGACAUUGUGCUCAUUCUCGGCGUUCUGGCAUAG
Molecule: messenger RNA, 282 nt
Organism: Sphaerulina musiva SO2202
Lineage: Eukaryota; Fungi; Ascomycota; Dothideomycetes; Mycosphaerellales; Mycosphaerellaceae
Exons: 2
Coding region: 1-282 (93 amino acids)
Source: RefSeq, a predicted model, not a curated record